UGAACAACUGAUUUAAAGUUACAUACAUUUUAAAAAAGAUGUAAUUUAUUCUGUAAUUGUGACUUUACUUGUAUAAUAUAUGACAACGAAAAAUGUUCACAAAUGGAAGGUGGAUUUUGUCACUCACUGUUUUCAGUGGAAUUUUUCUUGCUUGGUUAUCAUGGUACAACAAGCGUACCAGUAGAAAUUAUGAAAGAAAACGCAAAAACAAGAAAUUAAAGUACGUAGUGCCAGGUUUAUUAAACGUUGGGAACACAUGUUUUAUGAACGUUGUCUUGCAAAGUUUAGCAUCUACUAGCAAGCUGUACAUUGCGUUUCAAAAAUCUCCAAAAUCGGUAAAACCGGUCAGUGCACAAGAUUCAUUAUGUGAAAUAAUAAAGGUGUUGAAUACAGGCUCCGAUGUCAAUUACUACGACCCAUCUAAUUUGUUGCUUGUAUUAAAACAACUGGGAUGGCAUAUUUCAAUGGAUGAGCACGACGCACAUGAAUUUUUUCAUGUUUUGUUGAGCACGCUGAAUGAAGAAAUGGAAGUUAAAAAAACUGAAUGCACGAUAAUGAAUGCUGUAAAUGGAGAAAAUAGAUUGUUUAAUGUUAAACAGAGAUGCAUACAAGAUGUUAACGUGCUUCAAAAUAAUUCUACUUCUAAUAUUAAUUUGUAUGGAAUUUUUCGUGGAUUGCUUUCAAUAAGACUUAAAUGUGUUUCAUGUGGCCAAAAAACUCCAGUUAAGUUUGAUGGGUUUGACAGUUUAAGCUUGCCAAUACCUGAAACCUCAGUUUGGAUAGGAAGAACUACUAUGUCAGAAUGUUUGAAGCAAUUUUUUGCAGCUGAAGUUGUAAAAUCUGUUGAUUGUGAUGCUUGUACCCAGCUCGCAAAUUCUGAAAGUACAAAAAAGAAAAUCCAAAGAAAAAAAUUAAACACCGACAGUUUAAACAUAAACAAAAUUUCUGAAAAACUGUGGAGAAAUUAUUAUUCACGUGAUGAAAGAAAGACUGGUAUUGCACAAACUAAGAUAAAGUCUAAUUUUAAACGAGAAGUCAUGCUUGCAAAGUUGCCACAGUGUUUAACUUUUCAUCUUCAACGUUUAGUUUGGAAACAUGGGUUUCCUGUGAAAAAUCACACCCACGUUCAAUUCGAGGAGUUUUUGAACCUCAGCGAAUUUUUAUUUUCAACAAACUUGCAACGCAAGACUACAAGUUGUGCUGUGAGGAAACCUAAUCCACUAAUAUUAAAAUUAUUAUCAAAUAAUAACUCUCGCUCUAAUAAUUUUAAGACACUUAACCACUGUGGUUUACUUGGUGGUUUUUCUGAUAAUGUAAAACACUGUAAACCUCAAAACGCUUGGUAUAAAUUAUGCGCUGUAGUUGUGCAUAUUGGUAGCUGGACGGAAAGUGGACAUUAUGUUGCUUACCGCAGAGUGCAGACUGAAACUUUUAAUGUUAGUAAAAGUAAAUGGGUCUUUACAUCUGAUACUGUAGUGCGACCUGCAAGCCUCAGUGAAGUCCUAUCUUCCCCUGCAUAUAUGUUAUUCUAUGAAAGAGUGCCUUUUGUUAAUUAAUGGUAACACUUAAAUAUUUGGUGUUUUGGCUAUUUUUUUAAGCUGUGUAGCAGGGGCUUAUUCAAUAAGAUCAAAAGAGUGUUUUUUGUGCGAAAUCUUGCACAAAAUAACCUUGAUUUAUUGCACCAUACACCCACUUUUGGCGAGUAGCUUAAAAAAUGCUUAAAUAAUAGAAUUGGACCCCCUCGUUGUAAGUUUCAGGGUAUGUCUUGCUGUGUAUCAGUGUAUAUAUAACAUUACAUUAUUUCCUUUGUCAAUUCGCCAGUAAAAAAUAUUUCUUUAUUAAUUACACCUAUUUGUAUAUUAUAAAUAAAAGUUGACCCCUUGUUUUUGUGCAAUAUGUACAUUACAUGCACUAAAAUAUUAUUUAAUUAUUUUAUUUAAUAGUUUUUGUUUUAUCCAGAUGUGGUGUUGUGUGUAAAUUGAGCUUAGAACUAUUUAUUUAUUAUUAGCGUACUGUACUGCUGCUAAAAAUAUCAUCACUAGUCUGUAAAGAUUAUCCACUGACAUUGAUAAGAUUACACUUUCAAUGACCUCCUAAUAUGUUAAUAAUAAUUGAUUUUUCUGUAAAA
Ciona intestinalis (vase tunicate) is the source of this 2128-nucleotide messenger RNA. Its product is annotated as ubiquitin carboxyl-terminal hydrolase 30-like. Gene Ontology annotation, molecular function: cysteine-type deubiquitinase activity. The record is from RefSeq and is a predicted model, not a curated record. Gene Ontology annotation, cellular component: nucleus; cytosol. Gene Ontology annotation, biological process: protein deubiquitination. Lineage: Eukaryota; Metazoa; Chordata; Ascidiacea; Phlebobranchia; Cionidae.